CUAGCUUGGAGCUUGCGGUGUAGACCAGGCUGCCCUAGAUCUUCCAAAGAUCCUCCUGCAUCUGCUUCGGGAUUGCUGGGCAUAAGGACAGGUGCUGCCAUGUCUGGAUUGAUGAGUGCCACGAUGGAGAACCAGCUGCACUACAUCAACCCAGCACAUGACAUCUCUCUGCUCAGUGCCCUCAAUGAGGCGCGCCUCAAGGGACAACUGUGUGACGUGCUCCUGAUUGUGGGGGACCAGAAGUUCUGUGCUCAUAAGAAUGUCUUGGCUGCCAGCAGCGAGUACUUCCGGAGUUUGUUCAUGAAUAAGGCAAACAAGUCGAAGACUAUCUUUCGGGUGGACUUCUGUGAGCCAUAUGUUUUUGAUAACAUGCUAAACUACAUCUAUUCCUCCUCCCUGUUUGUGGAGAAGGGCAGCGUUGCUGCUGUGCAGGAGCUGGGCUAUAGACUCGGCAUCUCCUUCCUGACCAACAUUGUUGCCAAAGCCCCACCCCCCUUUCCAGCAUGUCCCAAAAGAAAGAGAUUACCAGUAGAGGAUGAUAGAGAGACCAGCUCUCAAAAGGAAAGUGUCAUCGUGUGUCAGAACAGAAGUGCAGGGCAGGGGAAGGCCAGCGGUCCCGCUGCACCCAACCUCAGCCAUGCUGUCCGGCACUCACUGAGCAUCGCAGUCAACACCAUCACCAGCAAGGCACAGGUGGCCAAACCAGCAGAGCUGCAUCACAGCCUGCCCUUGCCUGAAAAGAGCUGGCCAAAAGACAGUGCUGCAGUGUAUGCAAAGUCCCUGGAGCAUCCUGUGGCUUUGGAUGAUCCUAGCAGGAGCAGUUUAGUAAAGAGAAAUGCAGACCUGCCCUCAAAGCCUCCACAAGAUGGAGAUGCCACGGCCUGUAAGCCAGGGCUUACAGGGGAGAGUGAUAAACUACCUCUCAAGAGACCAUGGCCACCUGUUCUGUCCCUUUGUAGCUCAUCAGAGACUCCUUAUCUCUUAAAGGAAACUAGCAAAAGAAGUGGUCAAGGGGAGGACAGGAACUUGUUGUACUAUUCCAAGCUGGGCUCAGUGGUUCCGUCCAGUGGACCUGCUUCUGCAAACAAGAGCAUUGACAGAAGUGGGCCACUUGUGAAGAGUCUCCUCAGGAGGUUCCUGUCUAUGGACAGCCAGGUUCCUGUGUACUCCCCCUCCAUAGACCUGAAGUCCUCCCAGGGAUCAUCCACAGUGGCUAACAAUACACCAGGUACUGUGUUCUGUGCAAUAUCUCAGAAGUCAGCCCUGAAAGAUGGUAGUGAGGAACCAGCCCUCGAUGACAGGCCUCAACUGCUACAACCACAUCGCAUCAUAUCUUUCAAUGCUUCUCAGUCCACAGACAAGGGGGGCAGCCCACUAUCAGACCCCUCAGACAUCAUCGGGGUCACCAUGGGAGACACAGCAGCGACAAGAGACCUGCCUCUGAAAAUGGAGGAGGACCAGAAGGACAUGAGCAGACUCCCAGCCAAAAGGUGGUUCCAGGCAGACAGGCGGUCACCCUUUAGGAAGGCAAGGGCGGAUGAGCAUGGGCCUCCUUCCUCAGAGAACUGUGAGGUCACGAAUCCUCCCCGUGACAGCAACUUCCCAGAUUCUGACUUAACCAAAGGUGAGGUGGAGGUGCCUAGACCAAACAAAAAAUGUAAAUGCAAACAUUGCCUUAAGAUCUUUAGAUCAACGUCCGGUCUUCAUCACCAUGUUAACAUGUGCCAUAACCCAGAGAAGCCCUAUGCUUGUGACAUCUGUCACAAGAGGUUCCAUACCAAUUCCAAAGUGUGGACACACUGUCAGACCCAACACAGCAUAGUGAACAACCCAUCACCAGCCUGUAGCUCCCAUGUGAAUUUGGAUGAGAAAUUCCACAGAAAGGUGGUUGAUAGAGUAAGAGAGAGGGAGUUUAAAAAGGCCCUGAUCAUUAAGCUGAGGUGCAGCAAACCUGGCUUCCAGAGCCAGAGAAGCUGCCUAGCACAGCAAGUCAUCAAGAAGAACUUGUGCUCCCAAGCCAAAGGGGCCUACAUUUGUACUUACUGUGGAAAGGCCAACUGCUUUCUCUCUCAGUUUAAGCAGCACCUGAAAAUGCACCCAGGAUUCAAGCCCUCCUUCAGCAUCUGGCAGCACCAAGUGGAAGUGCACAACCAGAACAGCAUGGCCUCCACUAAGAACGUCUCCCUGCCCACCCUGGACCACAGUGGUGAAGCUGCAGCUGCCUCCAGGACCCAGGCCCAGGUGGAGCCUAGUAAGGUCAACCAUGUGGCCAUGCCAAAUGAGGACACCAUGUUCAGCGACUCUUCGGAGCAAGUAAAGUUUGAUUCAGAGGACUCCUCCUGCCUGCCUGAAAACCUGAGCCUUUCAAAGCAGCUCAGAAUCCACGUCAAAGAGAAACCAGUGGAAGAGGCUGAGGAGGAGGCACCUGAGGCCAGCGUGGCUCCCAAGGAGGCCUCCCCCAGCAAGGAGGCUGGCCCGUGGCCUUGUGAGAAAUGCGGGAAGAUGUUUAGGGUGCACAAGCAGCUGGAGUGGCACCAGGAGCUGCUGUGCCCUGUGAAGCCCAUCAUCUGCCAAGUGUGCCACAAAGCCUUCCACACCAACUUCCAGCUCUGGAGUCACUUCCAGUCGCACAAGUCUCAGGCCACAGAGGAUCCUGCUCAGAAAGAGGAAGAGGUGUGCCCUGUGCCCACAAACUCCCCCUCCUCCCCUUCUCUGCCACCACCACCACCCUUGCCCACGAUCCGGCCACUGGAGCCUGACAGCCCCACAGGUCUGCCGGAAAAUCCCACCCCUGCUACAGACAAACUAUUCGCACCCCAGGACACCCUCUUCUACCAUGCCCCUCCCCUUUCCGCGAUCACACUUAAAAGAGAGUUUAUGUGCAAACGCUGCUAUAGGACAUUCAAGACCGCCUUCAGUCUUUGGAGUCACGAACAGACACACAAUUAAAGGACUGAUUCUUCUCAACUGUCAAGAAACAGCAGGCCCACAGCCUGUGAACUAUGUCCUAAGAAAGAACAAUUUUUAAUAAAGAAUAAUAAAGAUUG
Messenger RNA from Nannospalax galili (Upper Galilee mountains blind mole rat), 3047 nucleotides. Its product is annotated as zinc finger and BTB domain-containing protein 21-like. The record is from RefSeq and is a predicted model, not a curated record. Gene Ontology annotation, biological process: regulation of transcription by RNA polymerase II; negative regulation of DNA-templated transcription. NCBI's taxonomy places the organism in Eukaryota, Metazoa, Chordata, Mammalia, Rodentia, Spalacidae. Gene Ontology annotation, cellular component: nucleus. Gene Ontology annotation, molecular function: protein binding; RNA polymerase II cis-regulatory region sequence-specific DNA binding; DNA-binding transcription factor activity, RNA polymerase II-specific.